GAGUUGACGUCAGCUAAGCUUGGUUGGUGUCGGCUCUGUGCUUCGGGACUCCCUCUGGGGGGAUUUUGCCAACUGGGAACUGCAAAGCCAGAAACCUCGAACCCAGACCCCUGCAAGUUCACAGCAGCAACUUCGUAGGCCAGCCACAGCCCGCGAAUUCGCCCGCUUUCCGUUUUCCCUCACAGCGGGCUCCCGCAUCGCGCCGGGUUCCUCGCGACAGUGUCGGUGCCCCGCGGCGGAGCGAUGAAGGCGCCGAAGCGGGGGGCGAAGGCGCCGCGCGCAGGUGGCGGACGAGGCGAGUCGGACGGGCCGCAGAUGGCGCCCACCGUGAUUUCCGACAGCCGCUUCGCCGCGCUCCACUCCGACCCGCGCUUCGCGCGCGUGCCGCUGAAGGAGACGCGGGUGGCCGUGGACCCGCGGUUCGCGGGCAUGUUCCACGAGCGGCACUUCGGCGAGCAGGGCGGCGUGGACAAGCGCGGCCGGCGGACGCACGCCGAGCGAGGGGCGGACCUCAAGCGGUACUACCGUGUGGAGGAGGAGGGGGAGGAGGAGGAGGGGGAGGAGGAGAAGGAGCAGGGAGAGGAGGGAGAGGAAGAAGAGGAGGGGGAUUCGGAGGAAGAGGAGGAGGAGACGGAUGAGGAGGAGGCGGGUGAGGAGGAGGCGGGUGAGGAGGAGGGGGAAGAGAAGGGAGAAAAAGUGCAGAAGAGGGCGAGGAAAAAAGUGGAGACGAGAUUUGGAAAGAAGUUGGAAGAGGAGGAGGGAGAAGAGGAGGAGGGAGAAGAAGAGGAGGGAGAAGAAGAGGAGGGAGAAGAGGAGGAGGGAGAAGAGGAGGAGGAAGAAGUGGAUGGGAGUGAUGAAGAAGAGGAAAGGGAGGACUCACAAGACUCCUCCUCCUCCUCCUCCUCCUCCUCCUCCUCCUCCUCCUCCUCCUCAAGCUCUGACAGUGAGAGUGAAGAUGACGUGGAGUCAGGCCAACAGGAGGAGCGGGUGGAGGAGGUGGAGGAGGCGACGCGGCGCGUGGCGGUGGUGAACAUGGACUGGGACAACCUCAGGGCGGUGGACAUCCUGGUGGUGCUGCGCUCCUUCGUGCCGCCUGGGGGGCGCAUCACAGCGGUGACGGUGUACCCCUCCGACUUCGGGCAGCAGCAGAUGCAGGCGGAGCUCGAGCGCGGGCCGCAGGGGCUCUUCCAAGGGGGGAAGGGGGGCCGGGGCAAGGCGGGCAGGGCUGGGAAAGUGUGGGGACGACAGCAGGAUGAGGGGAAGGGGGAGGAGGGUGAGGAGGAGGGUGAGGAGGAGGGGGAGGAGGAGGGGGGAGAGAGCAGCGAGGAGGGCGAGGGCGUGGAUGCGGAGAGGCUGAGGGAGUACGAGAAGGCCAAGCUCAGGUACUACUACGCGGUGGUGGAGUGCGACAGCGCGGGCACGGCGGCGCAUCUGUAUGCGGAGUGCGACGGCAUGGAGUUUGAGAGCAGCGCUAACCAGCUCGACCUGCGUUUCAUCCCCGACACCAUGGACUUUGCCCUCAGGCACCCCAGGGACUCCUGCUCUGAGGUGCCAGCGGACUACGAGGCGCCGGUGUUCUCAACGCGUGUGCUGCAGCACAGCACCGUGAAGCUCACCUGGGACGAGGACGAACCCACCCGCAUCAGAGCGCUGCGCCGCAAGUUCGCCUCCGACCAGGUGGCAGAGCUCGACUUCCGGGACUACCUCGCGUCGUCGUCAGGGGAGGAGGGCGAGGAGGAGGAGGAGGCGGAAGGGAAGGGGGAUGAGCAGGAAGAGGAAGAGGAGGUUAGAAGGGAGAACUGUAGUAGGAAGGAGCAGAAGAAGAAAGGGCGAGCCGGAGGCACACGAGAGAAGCUGAGGAGCCUCUUGAAGGGGCUGGCUGGGGAUGGCAGGGGGAAGGGCAAGGGCAAGAAGGCGAAGGCAGGGGGGUCAGGGGGUGAGGAGUCGGAUGGGGGAGCGUCAGAGUCGUCGUCGGGCGACGCAGAGAUGGAGGUGACGUUCGCCACGGGCCUCAGCGCUCUCAACGAGAAACUCGCUCGGCGCCGCAGCGAGCAGCAGCGCGCCGCCAGCGAGACGGUGUUUGAGGCGUACCAGCGACGGCGGAAGGAGAAGAAAAAGGAGAGAAGGCGGCAGGUGGAGGCGGGUAAGGCAGCAGGGAGAGAGGCAGGGGGAGGGGGAGAGGAGGAUUCAGGGGGUUGUGGUGAAGAGGAGGGCGACGAUGAUCUGUAUGACAUGAGCCGGCUCCAGGAGGAGGGCGACCCCUUCUUUGCGCACGACGACACCGAGGACCCCUUUGCCGACCCCUUCUUCACCGGUGCUGGUGAUAGUGGUCAGGGGAAGACUGCCAAGGGAAAGCCAGGAGAGGUGAAGGGCAGGAAGGCAGGGAAGAGCGAAUACGAGAGGAAAGCGGAGGAGAGGGAGAGGAAGAGAGAGGAGAGGGAGCGGGAGAGGGCGGAGGAGGAGAGGAGGAGGGCGGAGUUGGAGUUGUUGCUCAUGGACGGGGGGACGGGCGCAGGGGCGGGCACGGGGGUGAAGGGGUUCAACCUGAAGGCGGAUGCGCGGCGGGCCAAGGAGAAAAGGCGCGCGGACAAGAGGGGCAAGAGGCAGGGGAGUGGGGAGGAGGAGCUUGAUGGGCAGGGAGAAGGACUACGGUUGGUGGGUGGAGGGCGGGAUGUGGGGAGGGGUGGAAGAGGGGGGAAGGGUGGGAAGGAGGAGGGGGUGCGUGGAGUGGACGUGGAGGACCCGCGCUUCGCCGCGCUCUUCACGUCCUCGCAGUUUGCCAUUGACCCCACCGACCCUCGCUUCCAGAGGACGUCGGCGCAGCAGCAGCUGAUCGCAGAGAGGCAGCGCCGCAGAGCACCGGGAGGGGAAGCAGCAGUCACAGGCGAUGGGAGGGGGCGUAGAGUAAACGUGCAGGGGGGAAGGGGGGAGAAUGGGGAUGGAGUGGAGGGGAGGGGUGGGGCGAGUGGGAAGGCAGAACUGAAUGUGGUGGUGAAGAGCCUCAAGCGCAAGAUGGGGCAUGGUACGGGCAAAAAGUUGGAUGGCAUGAAGAAGCAAAGGCAAUGAUAUUUUGGAAGGGUGGAGCAAUGAUGCCAACGGAAUACAUCAGAUGGCUUCAAACAAUGUGUAAAACCUAGGGACUCGAUAAGCACGACUCAGGUAACCAACCGUACUGUAUGUUCUUAGAGUACAACUCCAACCCUAUAUUUCCCUUGUUCACCCUUGUUUCUAAUCAUUCUAGUAUUC
Molecule: messenger RNA, 3246 nt
Organism: Closterium sp. NIES-67
Lineage: Eukaryota; Viridiplantae; Streptophyta; Zygnematophyceae; Desmidiales; Closteriaceae
Source: the annotation of a GenBank genome assembly